Messenger RNA from Limulus polyphemus (Atlantic horseshoe crab), 929 nucleotides. RefSeq names its product G/T mismatch-specific thymine DNA glycosylase-like (gene Tdg). The transcript is spliced from 9 exons. Gene Ontology annotation, molecular function: mismatch base pair DNA N-glycosylase activity. The coding region runs from base 66 to 929 and encodes 287 amino acids. Gene Ontology annotation, biological process: base-excision repair, AP site formation. The record is from RefSeq and is a predicted model, not a curated record. Lineage: Eukaryota; Metazoa; Arthropoda; Merostomata; Xiphosura; Limulidae. Gene Ontology annotation, cellular component: nucleus.
UUUGACAAGUCAACUAGAAGUAAAAUAAGUAAUACUAAUAUUAGUCAGCGUAACAAAAUUUCAGCAUGUUUCAAUCGUAUAAUGGAGUUUAUAUCAAGCAAGAACCACGUGAAGAAUCUGGUACUAGUAGUAGUAACCACAUGUUUGAUGCACAGUCACAUUAUACGAGUCCUAACCAUGAAAACAGUUUUGAAGGUAAAGGUUCAGCUACAGAGGCAGCUAAUGGAAUACCUGAAUCAAGCUUAUCAGCAGGUUGUUCCAAAUCUACUUGUAAUGAACUUACUCAAGAAGAAGAAUUCAAUGAAACUAGAAAUAAGGAAGCAAGAGAAAUCAAAAUGGAGAAAAAUGAAACAAGGAGCAAAUUAGGACUUCCAAAGAAAAGGAAAAAGGUGGGAAAAAUCACAGAUUGUUUUAAACAGACCAAGAAGGUUGACAGGUUUAAUGGAAUGCCAGAAGAAGAUGUCUUACACAGAAAAUUACCUGAUCAUCUAGCAGAAAAUCUAGAUAUUGUUAUUAUAGGGUUCAAUCCUGGAUUGUGUGCAGCUUACAGAGGUCACCAUUAUGCUGGUCCAGGAAAUCAUUUCUGGAAGUGUUUGUUUUUAUCUGGGUUAAUACCACAACCAAUGACAGCCAUGGAUGACUACAAGCUGAUUGAACAUGGAAUUGGAUUCACCAAUAUUGUAGAACGAACAACAAGAAGUAGUGCCGAUCUAUCAAAAAAAGAACUCAAGGAGGGAGCAGCAGUUCUCGUCAAGAAACUUCAAACUAUUUCUCCAAAAAUUGCAGUUUUUAAUGGCAAAGGUAUCUAUGAAAUAUUUUGUGGAAAGAAAAACUUUAAAUUGGGAAUGCAACCAGAAUGUAUUGAAAAUUCCAAUAUAAGAAUAUUUGUCAUGAAAUGUUACCUCAUAAAUAUGCAGAAGAAAGCCUAA